GUUCACAUUUUCUGGUAUUAGUUUCCGUCUAUCUACCUCCCUCUCUGCCCUCACUUCUUCCCCUUUCCCCCACGCCACGCUCGCGAGUAAGAGGACUUGCUACUUCAAUUCAAGGGUUCCACAAACAACAACAAGCCUUUUUUUUUUUUUCAUGUUUAAACAAUGAAAAGCAAGCUUAGACGAUAUUAUUCACUCUGACUCCGAGCUAUACACCACCGAGACCGAGCAGUGUUUCACUCUCAUUUCACUUUUCUCCUCCCUAUUCCCAAACUCGCGCUUAAUCACGUCGAGGGCAAACAAACCUCGAAUUUGAAUAAAAAAAAAUGAGGUUUGACGAGAACGCUAUGAAUUGGAUUGGCGCUACCGUUGGUGACCUCGUGGGCACAGUGGGUGCAAUAUUAUCACUAAAAGAUACCAAAGUGGCGAUUCCGUUUACCUUCGCUGCAGACAAUAGUAGCUUCGAGAAAUCGCUCUUUGUUCCGGGUUUGCAAAACCUCCAAAACAAUUGUUUCCUCAACGUUGUUUUGCAGGCUCUAGCCAGCUGUUUUUGCUUUCAGAGUUUUCUUCACGGUGUGAUCGGAGAGUGCGGGAGUAAGGACCUGGAUGAAAACAUGCCUCUUGCACUUGCUUUGGCUACUUUGCUAGAAGAGCUGAGUUCAGUUAGUGCAGAAAGGGUUACAUUGAGUCCUCGAAAGAUGAUGCUUGCCAUGUCCAAUAACAUUCCAAAUUUUAAUCUAACUAGCCAGCAGGAUGCAGCUGAAGCAUUUCUCCAUCUGUUAUGCUUAUUGAGAGAAGAAUUUGGAGGUUGUUAUGCUCCAAAGAUGAGUUCUUUAGCAGACAUUUUUGCUUCUAAUAAUAGAAUUCUUACUCCAAUACAGAGGGACUGCCAAAGUGAGCAGGAGAGAUGGCAGCAACUCUUCCUUGGACCUUUUGAUGGGAUUCUUGGCAGCCGCUUGACCUGUCAAAGUUGUUCAUCCCUGAUCUCGAUUAACUUCGAACAUUUUGAUUGUUUGCCUCUUUCACCUGUGCUUAGUGAUACUUCCUCAAUGAGAGUUGGUUGUACCCUGGUGGAUUGCCUGAAGCAGUUCAUUGUUGCUGAACAUGUUGAAAAUUAUCGCUGCAGCCACUGUUGGCAUAAUGCUGCAAUCAAGUAUCUUUCUAUAAUGGAAGGAAAUGAGGUAGAACUCAAAAUGAUAAGGAGAUGCUCUGACCCAGAAAUCUGCAAUUGCCGAAAAAUGUAUAAUCUUGAUAAACUACCCUGGUCAAACAGGUUUUCACAUACUCUGAAGCAGCUAAGUAUUGCAAGGUGCCCAAGGAUUUUAUGCAUCCAGUUGAAAAGAGUUUAUAUGAAUGUCUUUGGAGAGCUAGUCAAACUGCAGAAUUUUGUUGUGAUGAUGGUAAUGCAGGGCCAUAUUUCUUUUCCAUUGAUUUUGGAUGUGUUGUCAUUCAUGACAACUAGACUGGGAGUAAAGACACAGGACAUAGAUGUACAAAGUUUGCCAUUAAAUUUGAAGUAUAACAGAAGAAAUUUUUUCCCAAAUCAUUCUGAUCUGCAAUCUGAGAUAAGUACAUUGAAAUUUAGUGGCCUUUAUGGAGCAACAAGAGAGCAGAUCAAUUCAGAUGGUGUUAUUGAUGAUGGAUUUGUCUCCUCUACAAAUGGACAGGCACUUCAUAGUGACACUGUAUUUCCCUGCUCUGGUUCUUCAGAAAGCAUUCACUCAGAUACACAUAUGCAAUCAAUUGACCAGGUAGAUGUUUCUUGUAAUUUAGUUCCUCAAGAAACAUGUUUGUAUCAACUUGUUUCUGUUGUGGAACACUUUGGAAAAGCUGGAAGUGGGCAUUACACUGUUUACAGAUCUGUAAGAGUGGAGUCUUCAGAAGACGUCUCUGAUGAUUACCUCAAUCAAACUCCAAUGCGUUGGUUUUGUAUUUCAGAUUCUCAAGUGCAUGCUGUUUCAGUGGAAGGUGUUCUUUCCAGUGAGGCCAGCUUGCUUUUCUAUGAGAGAAUUCCAAGGAACUGAAAAAAUUCCUUUAUUUUGUUUUGGGAAGUUCUGGGUUCACAAGAUGCAUUGGUUGAUAUGUUCUGAAUCACAGGAGUCUAUGUUUGUGGCGUUUUAACUCACCACAAGUGGUAUAAGGAAGUGCUAAGGUUGUUCCAAAUUGCUAAACAAGCUUUUGGGGAGGCUAAUUAUAAUGAAAGAAAAUUAACUACUCGGAAUGGAUAUUCGGUUGUUUUUCUAUACUCAGCUAA
This is a messenger RNA of Glycine soja, 2251 nucleotides long. RefSeq names its product ubiquitin carboxyl-terminal hydrolase 27-like. NCBI's taxonomy places the organism in Eukaryota, Viridiplantae, Streptophyta, Magnoliopsida, Fabales, Fabaceae. Gene Ontology annotation, molecular function: cysteine-type deubiquitinase activity; cysteine-type endopeptidase activity. The record is from RefSeq and is a predicted model, not a curated record. Gene Ontology annotation, biological process: protein deubiquitination. Bases 324 to 2021 code for a protein of 565 amino acids. The transcript has 10 exons. Gene Ontology annotation, cellular component: cytosol; nucleus.